GUAUUAGGAAUAUCGGUUACUUUAAGUGCCUGAUAUUUCAGUUGCUUACUGAGGUGAGCUCUCAGUGAGGGGACGAGUACGGAUAUAAACAAAUACCCCCACCAUAAAUACAACGUUGUCUGACGUACUUUCAAGAUCCCAAUCUGCAGGACUUAUUUAUAAUUUCUUACUCUUUCUGCCAUUAUAUCUACCGAAAGAUUAUUAUCAAAAUGUCGCCUCAAGCUAUUAUCGCUCCAUCUAUUUUGUCUGCAGAUUUUGCAGAAUUAGGGAAAGCAUGCUCUGAUACAAUCGGCCAAGGAGCAGAUUGGCUCCAUGUAGAUAUUAUGGACGGGCACUUUGUGCCAAACAUUACUUUCGGUGCACCCGUCGUUACGAAGAUCAGAAGCCAUGUCGAUCGACCAACAGCCAAACACGGAAAGGGAACAUUCGAUUGCCAUAUGAUGAUUGCUGAGCCAAAGAAAUGGGUAAAGGAAUUUCAAAAGGCCGGGUGCGAUCUUUACUGCUUUCAUUACGAAGCUGCAAUUUCAAGCACUGCAGCAGAAAGUCCGGAAUCAACGAGCGAGUCGAAGACAAACCCAAAAGAAUUGAUCAGAUAUAUUCAUGACAAUGGAAUGUUGGCAGGAAUAGCGAUUAAACCAGAUACAAAGGUCGAUGUGCUGUGGGAUAUUCUUGAGAACCCAGAAGAAAAGGAAAGACCAGAUAUGGUGUUGAUCAUGACGGUCCACCCCGGUUUUGGCGGACAAAAGUUUAUGGCAUCUGAAUUACCUAAGGUCGCCGAACUCAGGAAACGAUACCCAGACCUCAACAUCGAAGUUGAUGGUGGAUUGGGUCCUGGAACAAUUGAUCAAGCCGCAGAUGCUGGCGCAAAUGUGAUUGUUGCAGGCAGUGCUGUUUUUGGAGCCAAGGACCCCUCUGAAGUUAUUGCCAAGCUGAGACAGGCUGUUGAUAGCAGAAGGGAGAAGUUGUAAUGACAAUGCAAUGUGACAUACAAGUGCGUACACGGCGGCAAGAACGGGACAUGGACGGAUACGUAGAAGUCCAUAUAUGUGUUCAGUCGCACCGCACGCACCAAAACCCUAGAGCAGGCGGAUGUGAAUAUAGAAAAAUAGAGAUAGAUUCCCGCUCAUGUGCGUCCAAUGUAACGUCCAACCUCAAGAAAUUUAACAAAAGGAGUUCCACAUAAGAAUGCCAUGCAUCGCA
Botrytis cinerea B05.10 is the source of this 1200-nucleotide messenger RNA. RefSeq names its product Bcrpe1 (gene Bcrpe1). Gene Ontology annotation, molecular function: metal ion binding; D-ribulose-phosphate 3-epimerase activity. The record is from RefSeq and is a predicted model, not a curated record. Gene Ontology annotation, biological process: pentose-phosphate shunt; carbohydrate metabolic process; pentose-phosphate shunt, non-oxidative branch. NCBI's taxonomy places the organism in Eukaryota, Fungi, Ascomycota, Leotiomycetes, Helotiales, Sclerotiniaceae. Gene Ontology annotation, cellular component: cytosol. The transcript has 3 exons. The coding region runs from base 210 to 968 and encodes 252 amino acids.